AAUCCAGUUAGUUACAAGUAUUUGUAUUUUUUACUAUUUAUUUAGAUAGUUAGUUCUAGCGUUGACGUUAUAGCCAUCCUGAUCCAAACUCCGCACCAGUUGUUGGCGGUAAUGCAAACACGGUUUACCCAACCGCCAACCAAUCCUAAAGAAGACGAAGAAGAAUGCACCCGGAUGUUGAUCUCAGAAUAACAUGGCGCCGAUCGGUCGUAGAAUCAGCCGUGUCUGUGUUACGUUGACCAAGUACUAGUUAUCCCCAUCAGUCCCGAUCCACCAGAGUCCCUGGACGUCUGGAUAAAUCUCUGACGGCUCUGACAGCUUUUUCCUGGAUAUUUUCCCUCUGAAUCACCUGCCGGUAGCAUGCAAAACUAUUAAAGUUAGCUUAGCAUGCUAGCCUGAAACGGACCGAAGUUAGCAACAAGGAGAUAGUCCGAGUUUAACGGAGAGAAAACUGUGUUUUUUUAAAAAAGUGUCUUUGAUUCAGUGAAGAUGUCUAAAGUCCAUGUGCUGAGAUAUUUAGUGAAGCAGCGACUCGCGGAGGCUGCUGAAGAGAUAUUUGGGCUGUUUGAAAGAACGAUAGCAGAGUACGAGGAGGAAGCUUCUAGAUUAAAAGAGAACAACGAGCGACUGAAGAAACGUCUGCACCCUGUUUUAAACCCGAAAGUCCACAUAGAAAGAGCAGAUGUCCAGCAGCUCUUUGUGCCUAAAGAAGAGCAGCAGGAGGAUCCAGAGCCCCCCCACAUAAAAGAGGAACCUGAGGACCCAGAGCCCUCACACAUUAAAGAGGAACCUGAGGACCCAGAGCCUUCACACAUUAAAGAGGAACCUGAGGAUCCAGAGCCCUCACACAUUAAAGAGGAACCUGAGGACCCAGAGCCCUCACACAUUAAAGAGGAACCUGAGGACCCAGAGCCUUCACACAUUAAAGAGGAACCUGAGGACCCAGAGCCCUCACACAUUAAAGAGGAACCUGAGGACCCAGAGCCCUCACACAUUAAAGAGGAGAAGCUUCAAGGGCUGGGGGAGGCUGAGAUGAAGGUGUCAUUCACGUGUGUGAACAGUGAAGGUGAUAUAGAGGAAGCUUGGUCCUCACAUCUUCUUUAGAGACCAACUGAACAGAUGGUGACAGAUGGUGAUGGAGAGGUGUUUGGAGGACCAGAACCAGACAGAAUCUCGGGGUCAGAUUGUCCUCCAGAACCAGAUAGUGAUGAGAAUACUGGAGACUCUUCUGAACCUGAGACUGAGGACAGUGAUGAUUGGAGUAAGACCAAACAACCUCAGUCAGGUUUAAACUCCCAAAAUAAUGAUGACGGUUCUGUCAGUGAUUCAAGAUGUAGAACAAGUGAGAAACAUUUAAUGUGUUCUGAAUGUAAGAUAACAUUUGGUUGUAUUAAGAAGCUGAAAAGUCACAUGCUGACCCACAAAUUAGAGAAACCUUUCAGCUGCUCAGAGUGUGGUAAAUAUUUCGCCACAAAUGAACAUCUGAAGAUACACAUGAGAUAUCACACAGGUGAAAAACCUUUC
Molecule: messenger RNA, 1524 nt
Organism: Pungitius pungitius (ninespine stickleback)
Lineage: Eukaryota; Metazoa; Chordata; Actinopteri; Perciformes; Gasterosteidae
Exons: 2
Coding region: 490-1104 (204 amino acids)
Source: RefSeq, a predicted model, not a curated record